ACCUUUACGCUACUAUUUCUAGAUAUGGAAUAUUUAGAAGACUAUAAGAAAUCUUUCUCGUAUUCUAUAUUCUUGAUAGAGAAAGACACAGUGUGACACGAAGGCCAAUGAAAAUUCGUUCUGUAGCUUUGGAAGAGUUAGGAGAGUUACACGAUAAGCCGGGCGUGAUUCACGGUAAAACGUAAAACGUCAAACACCGGGUGAAAAUGUCAAAAACCGAUGGGAAGAAAGAUGUGUUAGCAUCUGCGUUAGCAUCUGCGUUCCGAAAAAUCGAUGUCGAUCAGUACAGUGAUAAUAACUUCAGAGAAGAAGACGCUGACGGAGGGAUAGGAGGACCCACGGGUCCAGAUGAAAAUGAGAUUUUGACACUCCUUAACCAGGGUAAGAACGCCGAAGCCUUAAUAUCGGUAUUGAGGUCCGCACCUCUGGGGUGUAAAAAUCAACAAGUAAAGGACAACGCUCGGAAUUUAACGUUAAAGGUACUUCUGAGCAUAAAAUCUACUCAGAUGGACGAUUGCUUGGCGCAGAUGGAUCGGGAUUUGUUAGACGUUCUGAUGAAAUACAUCUAUCGGGGAUUCGAAGUUCCGGCCGAAGGUAGUAGUAGUCAUUUGUUGACUUGGCACGAAAAGGUAUACAACAUCAGCGGUUUCGGCAGUAUUGUACGAGCGUUCGCGGACAGCAAACGUGCUUGAAAAAUUUUACCAUUUCCCAACGAUGUUCAUUAAAAUUCUUACCAUUAACCCUUACUGUUACCCAUUGUCAUUGUUAAUACAAUGAGGAUGUAGAUAGUGGAUGUAGAUUUCACAUGGGGAAUAUGAGACAAAAAUUUCUGUACAUUUGUUAUCAAUAAAGUAAUUUUUAUUUCUUAUA
Ceratina calcarata is the source of this 870-nucleotide messenger RNA. It is a transcript of the gene Arpc5, whose product is annotated as Actin-related protein 2/3 complex, subunit 5. Bases 207 to 692 code for a protein of 161 amino acids. Gene Ontology annotation, biological process: regulation of actin filament polymerization; Arp2/3 complex-mediated actin nucleation. Lineage: Eukaryota; Metazoa; Arthropoda; Insecta; Hymenoptera; Apidae. Gene Ontology annotation, cellular component: actin cytoskeleton; Arp2/3 protein complex. The transcript has 3 exons. The record is from RefSeq and is a predicted model, not a curated record.